Messenger RNA from Asterias rubens (European starfish), 2767 nucleotides. Its product is annotated as angio-associated migratory cell protein-like. The record is from RefSeq and is a predicted model, not a curated record. Gene Ontology annotation, molecular function: protein binding. NCBI's taxonomy places the organism in Eukaryota, Metazoa, Echinodermata, Asteroidea, Forcipulatida, Asteriidae. Bases 241 to 1479 code for a protein of 412 amino acids. The transcript is spliced from 12 exons.
UAUUUAUCAAGACCGUUAAAUUUUCACACGUGUUUGAUUGAGGAACGUUUGUUGCAAAAGAGUGGACUUGUUUACCUUCCUCCAUGUUUUUGUUUUUACUAACUAUUGUCAUCUAAUAAUUAAUUCUUCUUGCACACGACAGCCCAGUGCUAGGUAGGUCAGCAUCCAAGACCGGCACAGUUCUUUUGAUAAAAUAUAAGUUCUCUUGAGCGAUUGCCCUAGAAACAAUCUCAUCUGACCAUGGAUCCUGACGGUGACUCCGACAGUUGCUUUGAAGAGGCAGAUGAACAAGACAUGGCAGAGGUCGUUGACCUGAACGAGAUGGAGGGAGGAGAAUACAUCAUUGAUGACUUGGCAGAGGAGAUGGGAUCGGAAGCAGAUAAUGAAGAAGAAGAAGAAGAAGAUCUUGGGAUGGAUGAACCAACCAUUGAAGACGAUGCGGACUUCUGCUAUGAGAAACACACAGGUUCUGUCUUUUGCUGUGAUCUUGAACCAACCAAGGCAUCUCUCGCUGUUACUGGAAGUGAGGAUGACAAAGCGUAUGUCUGGAAGGUGGGAGACGGGGAACCAGUGUUGGAGUGCUCAGGACACAAGGACUCAGUAACAUGUGUUGGAUUCAGUCACGAUGGAGCUUUGGUAGUAACUGGUGAUAUGAGUGGUCUCAUCAAGGUUUGGAGUAUAGAAACACAAGAAGAGGUCUGGUCAUUUGAGUGCUCGGACUUAGAGUGGCUGACAUGGCACCACAGCUCCCACGUUCUUCUUGGAGGUACGGCAGAGGGACAGGUGUGGAUGUGGAAGGUACCAAGUGGGGAGUGUAAGACGAUGCAGGGACAUGGAUGCCAAACAACCUGUGGCAAAGUUCUUCCAGACGGAAAGAGAUGCUGCGCUGGAUAUGAUGAUGGAACCGUCAAAAUAUGGGACUUGAAGGAUUCAACAUCGCUUAACACAUUCAAAGGCAACACUGGGCACAGUGAUGGUGUAACGGCGUUGGAUUGCCAUAGCAACAACGUCGUGGUUCUAACUGGCUCUGUUGAUGGCACAGCAAAGAUUUUAAACAGCAACAAUGCAAAGGUGUUGGCUACUUUUUCAGCCGGGGCGAUCAAGGAAAACAUCGGGGACAGCAACUCAGUGGAAUCUGUUGGUUUGUGUCAAAGUCAAUCUCUAGCUGCCGUAGGGUCACUUAAUGGUUCACUUGGAUUAUGGGACGUACCUACACAGAAGAUCAGACAUCAAUGCCAGCAUGAGGCCGGUGUAGUGCGAGUAAGAUGGGACCCGGCCGGAUCACCAACGAUCUUCACAGCAGCCUUGGAUGGUAGAGUCUUAUUAUGGGAUGCACGAUCUGGAGAAGCUGAGGCUUCUUGGUCUGGACACAAAGGAGAAAUCUUAGAUAUGACAAUAAGCAACGAUGGGAACACAAUCCUGACAGCGUCUGGCGAUACUUCAUCAAGAGUCUACUCACUCCAACGUCCAGAGAGGUAGAACGCAUCCAGUAAAAGCGUGUAUCGUUUAUUACAUAAUACUGUACUACAUUUUAGACAAGGAGUUACGACAUCCAGGAGGUAGAACACAUCCAGUUAAAGCCUAAUGACAUGUUAAUGUGUCCUACUUGAUGGCAGGUUUCUGAAAUGGAACUAUAUUUCCCUCUGAUGAAAUUUAGCUUUUCAUGAAACUAGGUAGCAGCAGACUUAACCGGCAUGUCCACUGACACAUACCAUUCAAAAUUCCUUCAAGAGCACCGGACUCGAGCUCUGGUGUUUCUUAUCAGCAGAGUGUGGGUUCAAGAAAAUACUGAAUGUUGAAGCGUCCUCCUGAGCUUUACUGAGUGACGGGUGUAAGUGCUUAUAUAAAAAGCUACUUUUAUCAUUCUUAUCAGGUACUGAUAAAAUAAGGGGAAAAUUAAAAUUUCAUUUAAUGUAAUUUUCAAUCAAACUGAACUGAUUGCUGUUGUUUCCUUCAAAUAGACUGCCAGUCAAAAUGACGUGUUCCUUUUUAUAAUACAGAUAUUUUGUCAAACACUCUAUGAUAUUUUAUUGGAGUAGAUUGCGCAAGUCGUUUUGUCAAAGGAUUUAGUUCUGUCUUGUGGCGAGAAGAUUAAAACACAAUGAACAACAGACCUUGAGCUAAGACUAUCAAGGUAUGCAUCAAUUUGAUUAUGUUUUGCUGUCCCCACUUUUUUUAAAUUGUAAAAUAUCCCCUUGAUCUAUUUCUAAGCUUAUUUUGUGUUGACACAACUUAACCUGCCUACUAAAGGUGGGCCAAGGCAUUGUAAUGAAUGGAUUUUAUUGAACUGUGUGGAAAUAAGGACAAAUUUAUUGGUUCAUUGUUUCCUUGUGGUGACUUCAUCAGGAGUCAAAUUAAAUUCAUUCAAAGUGUAUUUUUUGAAAAAUCUAUACAUUGUAUUCCAUAAGCUAUUUUUGUCAAUCUAUAAGUCAGAAUGACAUGUCUUUAUAAAACUAAACGAUUGGGGAAACAAGGUGGCAGUCGACAACCGUUUAAAACUUCCCAUUUUAUUUGUUAAAAUUCACUUUAAUUCAUUGUAUUAUAAACGUCAUGUGAACAAUAUUAAAGGUGCUCUCUCAUGUGCAUUGAUAAGAUAUACAUUAUAUUAAGUUUUGCAAUUAUGACAGUCACUAAUUUUACAAUUGAACCAAAAUAGCAUGGUAUUAAUUUGAUGACUUCAAAAGAGUUUGAAAAGAACUUUUCCCAACCAUUUGCUUUUUCUUUCACUUAAGAUCUUGUCCUUCAACGAUUCAGUUACUUAAAUAAU